AUGGCGCGGGUCCCCUUCCCUGCUUCCCCAUGUCCCUUUCCCUGCUUCCCCCCAUCCCCUUCCCUGCUUCCCCCCAUCCCCUUCCCUGCUUCCCCAAGUCCCCUUCCCUGCUUCCCCAAGUCCCCUUCCUUGCUUCCCCAAGUCCCCUUCCCUGCUUCCCCAUGUCCCUUUCCCUGCUUCCCCCCAUCCCCUUCCCUGCUUCCCCCCAUCCCCUUCCCUGCUUCCCCCCAUUCCCUUCCCUGCUUUCCCCCAUCCCCUUCCCUGCUUCCCCAAGUCCACUUCCACGGCAAUUACACGCAACACUUGAUGCUCUUCAUAUCCUCCCUCAGAGUCCUUCUCACUUUGGAGAGGUGCGAGGAGGACGAGGAGGAGCAGCCAUGCCUGGCACUGGUGGCUUCCAUGGAGACGCACACGGAGGAAGAGAGGGGCGAGGUGGGAAGGUGGGCAAGGUGGGGAGCAAGGUGGGGACAUGGGCCCAUGCAGGGCAGCAGGGACGACGCCAAUCGUGCGGCAGAGGGUCAAGAGCAACAAGGGGCGUGGGCAGGAGGAGCAUCGGAGGAGUUUGAGUUACCAGUGGAGCCAUCAGUGCGCAUUCCUGCAAGCCGUCGCAUUGCCAUUCGCUGCCCGGAUGGCACUCGGCUGCAGUGUCGGUUCCGGGCCCAAACACUCUCUCCAGGUGCUAUCCCCAUCCCUCAUAACAACCUGCUUGCCACCCAUCCCACGCCUGUGGACUGUCCUUCCUGCCAUGCUCAUUCCCUUGCUCUCCCACUCACUCCCUUGUUCUCCCACGCCCCACUCCCCACCCCACCAGCUGCUGGAAAGCAGAUCCACGACUGGAUCUGCCCCGAGGCGAACCCCCUUACGCGCACCACCACGCUGGUCACGAAGCAGCACCAGCCCACGGCGCACUUCGACAGGUUCUGCGAGAUAGGGCGCGCAGCUGGCAGAGCUGUGAGGCAGCCUCUUCUCGAGACUGCCUUCAGCCUCCCCUGCUGCCCCAUACCGUUGGCCAACCAGCGCCCGAUAAGGCCCUGCACUUUCUGUUGCCGCCCUCCCUGCGUGUAUAGAGGGAUUGGCAGCUGCAAAGCGUGA
Molecule: messenger RNA, 1092 nt
Organism: Closterium sp. Naga37s-1
Lineage: Eukaryota; Viridiplantae; Streptophyta; Zygnematophyceae; Desmidiales; Closteriaceae
Source: the annotation of a GenBank genome assembly